AGUUUGUCGAGUUGUAGUGCUAUGUGCAGAAAGCGUGCCGAUUCUUUCUCGUUUUUCUACAAUUCUGCUAUGAAGAAAUGUGUGUGUACAGGACAGGUACAACAGAGUGAUCUUCAACCCUUUGUUGGAUACGUGCAUUUUUCUACAUCAGGGCUCUCUCCCUGGAAAGUGUUUGGAAAGUCCCAGUAUCAACAUAUCAAAAAACGAAUUAAUUGGCUAGACGCUCAGAUUGAGUGUCAAGAACUUGGGGCAAAAUUAGCAGAAAUAGAGACAUUGGAAGAAAACGAUUUUCUGAAGAAUUACACGAGGGAGAAUAAUUAUGGUAACACAUUUAUUGGAGGAACAGAUGCCUUCUCACAGAACAGAUGGAGAUGGUCAACAACAUUUAAACCAAUAACAUUCAGUGACUGGGCGCCUAGCAAACCUGAUACAUCUGGGGGUGAUGAAUGUCUUGGCUUGUCUGGUAACUUUGAUAUGUCCUGGGAUGACAUGAACUGCGAUGCAAAUCAAGCCUCUUUUAUGUGUGAGCGGAUGAUACUAUAGAUAAUACACCUAUAUCCUAGAUUUUUAGCCUGUGAGCUUUUCACAUUUUCUUUUCAAGAACUGCUGGACCAAUUUUAACCAUGUCUGUUCAAAUGAAGUGUCACGGUCUCUUUAAAGGGGAUGUAAUCAAGAAUUAAUUAAAAUCUAAUGACAUCUUUCAAAAAUCUUCUUCUCAAGAACAACUGUGCCAACAAGGAUGAAACUUACAUGAAAGUUUCUUUACAAAUUGUAGCUUCAAAUAUGCAUCUGAGAUAAAGGCGGGGCCACAGUUGAUUAUCAAAGUUUCACAGAGAAAUAUACCGGAAGAAAUAUCUAAAAAUAGUCUUUUCAAGAACGGAAAAGCCAUGAUUAGUCAUAUCUAUAAAGAAGCAUCCCCAAAUAAUGUAGAUCCAAUUUUUUUUUUCCUUUUCAAAUCAUUACGCCCGAGGGUAGGGUCUGGUGACAAAGAGUGAUCAAACGAAGCACUGUUAAGGCAUAAUAUGAAGAAAUCAGUGGAAUACAGACGUGCACAAAUAUAUACCUUUUUAAAGUGAAUUUGUUUUUAUAAAGCUUAAAACUUAUCACAUAAAUUUAAUAUAAAUUGAAAUAACGUGGUAAAAUCCCACUCUGUCGUGAUUUUAGUUUGGUCCUCUGAUUUGAUAGUCACGUGAUCAAUGCAUAUAACUUGCACUACAUAGAGGUCAUAAACAAUUUUCAAUAUCGCAAGGGCAUACCCUCAUUCAAAGAAAAAUUUUAAUUCAUAUUUUUUUUUCUAUACAUCUUGUACUUUCUGAAAAGUGCUACUGCUUUAACAAGAAUCCGCAAUUUAUUAGUUUAAAUUUCAAGUAACGGACUUCACCUGAAAAAUGCGUGACCUUUACAAGGUAUUUAUGUGUUUAGUAAGUAACAUUCUUGAUUUCAGGAAUGUAAAAGCACUUUCCAAGUUAAGGAACACAUUUUCUAUCUAUAUUUUGAAAAUAGUGAACAUCUACAAAGUGUAUGCUCUUGCGCUAAAGUGAUUUAUUGAGGCACGCAAUGUUAAUUGGGUCAUUCCUUUAUACAAAACACGGGAAAAUGAAUCCAGUACACUUUCUCCAUAAAAAAAAUAACAAUGGCAUUUAAUUAAUGUUAUAUUACACAAAAGAACUACUGGUCUGAUAAAUUUCUGUAAAUUAUAUUCUAUUCAAUAAUAAAAUGCAUUUUUUUUAUUGUGAAAAAAUAAUGUCGUUUAAUCCGCCACUCACUGCAAGUAAAAUGCGUAAAAUAUUACCAUGGUGACGUCACGUCGAGAAGUGCAUUGCGAUCAGUGACUUGUUUAUAUCUUGCUGUGUGGGACUUAUAAUAAACUAGCGACAAAAAUA
Messenger RNA from Saccostrea echinata, 1883 nucleotides. RefSeq names its product type-2 ice-structuring protein-like. NCBI's taxonomy places the organism in Eukaryota, Metazoa, Mollusca, Bivalvia, Ostreida, Ostreidae. The coding region runs from base 22 to 543 and encodes 173 amino acids. The transcript is spliced from 4 exons. Gene Ontology annotation, molecular function: signaling receptor activity. The record is from RefSeq and is a predicted model, not a curated record.